UUUCUGGUAUUGAUAACCACUGCCGGAAUUGAAGGUAUAAAAUGGUUUUUGUACCUUUUACUGGUAUUGAUAACCACUGCCGGAAUGUGACGCUUGGAGUCGGGUUGCUAGCAUCCGAAAGCAUUGAAUCAUAUAAGUGGCUUUUACAAUCAUUUUUGGACUCAUUUGGUAAGCAGCCGAAGGUGGUCGUCAUUGAUCAGGAUCCCGCGAUGAAACAAGCUAUCGAAGCAGUGUUCGAUAAGAGUAGGCACAGAUUAUGUAUGUGGCACAUAAUGAAGAAACUUGCUGAUAAGGUGGGACAUGAGUUGUGUAACAACGAAGAGUUCAAGAGACGUAUGUGUGACAUUGUAUGGACUGAUUCGAUUGCGCCAGAAACGUUUGAGAUAGAAUGGAAGCUGAUAAUGAUUGAAUUCGGUCUAACCGAGAAUAAAUGGACUGAUGAUUUGUUUGGCACGAGAUCUUCGUGGAUUCCAGCUUUCUAUCGUUACGAGCCUAUGUCUGGGCUUAUGCGGACCACCUCCAGAUCAGAGAGCGAAAACCAUUUUUUCUGUCAAGUGGCGAAUUCUCAACUUACCUUUGUUGAGUUCUUUAACCAUUUUGAUGGUGCAAUGGACGUGCAAGGAUUUAACCAUCGGAAGAAUGACCAUAUAUCUAGAAAUACAAUCCCAGAUAACUUUUCUGAAUCUACUUUAGAGGAUGAUGCUAUGAUAAUGUACACUAGGUCAAUUUUUGCUGAUCAACAGUCAGAGUUACAAUGA
Messenger RNA from Helianthus annuus (common sunflower), 758 nucleotides. RefSeq names its product protein FAR1-RELATED SEQUENCE 5-like. Gene Ontology annotation, biological process: regulation of DNA-templated transcription. NCBI's taxonomy places the organism in Eukaryota, Viridiplantae, Streptophyta, Magnoliopsida, Asterales, Asteraceae. The transcript is spliced from 2 exons. The record is from RefSeq and is a predicted model, not a curated record. Bases 42 to 758 code for a protein of 238 amino acids.